Megalobrama amblycephala (Wuchang bream) is the source of this 717-nucleotide messenger RNA. It is a transcript of the gene gng8, whose product is annotated as guanine nucleotide binding protein (G protein), gamma 8. Gene Ontology annotation, molecular function: G-protein beta-subunit binding. The record is from RefSeq and is a predicted model, not a curated record. The transcript has 3 exons. The coding region runs from base 183 to 395 and encodes 70 amino acids. Lineage: Eukaryota; Metazoa; Chordata; Actinopteri; Cypriniformes; Xenocyprididae. Gene Ontology annotation, cellular component: heterotrimeric G-protein complex. Gene Ontology annotation, biological process: G protein-coupled receptor signaling pathway.
AUAGCUAAUUAUGAGAGGAGGCAGCUUUUCCUAUCCCUCCACUCCUUACUAUCUCUUCAUUCAGUCCUGCAGGGCGUAAUGUGUACAACAAACUAUCAACGAUAACAAGUCGUUUCUUCUGCUAGCGUUACGGAUAAAUCUGGAUCAACGGUGGGUUAAUUUGGUGUCUACAAGAGAGCAGAAUGUCCAAUAACAUGGCCAAGAUUGCAGAUGCACGAAAAACAGUGGAACAAUUGAAACUAGAGGUUAAUAUUGACAGGAUGAUGGUAUCUAAAGCAGCAGCGGAGCUGAUGGCUUACUGCGAGUCCCAUGCAAAAGAGGACCCCCUGCUGACCCCCGUACCAUCCUCAGAAAACCCCUUCAGAGAGAAAAAGAUUUUCUGUGCAAUUUUGUAGUUUUUAUUUUUAGACCAUAAGGUUUAUUGUAUUAUUUUCUAAGAUAUUCCUAAGAGAUUUUUUUGCUGAUUCCCCCACAUCUCCCUAUAUGUUGUAGGCUACUACAAGAGCUGUGAUAUUUCAGGAUUCUUUGUGUUUUGGAAUUUUCAUUCAUCCAGGUCAUUGUAUAAAUUAUAAUUUAGACUUUAUCGAUAUAUUAUUUUUCCUCAUGGUGGCGCUACAGUUUAAAAAUGUCUGUUAAUCGCCAUUCACCCAUACAGCUGUGUGUUUGGUGCGGUUGCUUAGCCUACAACAGCAAUAAAACAAGAGAGAGCAAAGUUCA